Molecule: messenger RNA, 561 nt
Organism: Rotaria sp. Silwood2
Lineage: Eukaryota; Metazoa; Rotifera; Eurotatoria; Philodinida; Philodinidae
Source: the annotation of a GenBank genome assembly
AUGGGUGAUGCAUAUUCCAAAGUACUAGCUUGUAUUGAUACCGAACAAGAACUUAUUCGACGUGUUGGUUCCUGGAUUGAUCUUAAAAAUCAAACUCAAUUUUAUACAUGGUGUAACAACGGGAAUUAUUCCAAACAACUAUCUCGUUCGACAGCUCUUUUUCUUGCUAAUCAUAUUUUAGCGAACUAUGUAGAAUUUGAAAUAUUUAAUGAAAGCAAACAAGACAUGUUACAACUGUGUCGCGCCCAGUACAGUCGAAAUCCAUUGGAAUUAAAAAAUAUUAAAGAAUUCGAGUUAACCUAUAUGCCAUCAGAUGCGAUUAUGUGGUAUACAUGUGCUUCAUUCGUUCAUAAAAUGAUCAAUCGAGCCUUGCGAUCAUUUGACGAAAUUAAAUUACGAGCUAUGACCUUCUUCAUUCGAGAUUUACGGCAACAACUAAAAGAUUCCUACCAAAAUUUGAAAUUGACGACUAAUAUAACGGUUUAUCGUGGCGCAUGCAUCUCAACGGAUCCUUUAACAAUAGUUCAAAUACCUGAAGGUGAAGCGAAAUUAUCAUACUAA